Molecule: messenger RNA, 189 nt
Organism: Entrophospora sp. SA101
Lineage: Eukaryota; Fungi; Glomeromycota; Glomeromycetes; Entrophosporales; Entrophosporaceae
Source: the annotation of a GenBank genome assembly
AUGGUCAGACACGGUAAAGUUUUUGUGGAUGCAAAAGAUGGCGAAGUAAUUUCAGUAAAACCAUCAGCAAUUACAUUCUUGUUAGAUCCAUCACCGUCAAAACCAUCAAAGCCAUUAGAAAAAUCAAAGCCAUCGGAAAAAUCACAAACAUCAUCAGAAUCAUCCUCCACUUCAUAUCGCCAACAAUGA